Daldinia childiae is the source of this 2505-nucleotide messenger RNA. RefSeq names its product putative beta-glucosidase I. Bases 1 to 2505 code for a protein of 834 amino acids. Gene Ontology annotation, biological process: glucan catabolic process. Gene Ontology annotation, molecular function: beta-glucosidase activity. The record is from RefSeq and is a predicted model, not a curated record. The transcript has 2 exons. Lineage: Eukaryota; Fungi; Ascomycota; Sordariomycetes; Xylariales; Hypoxylaceae.
AUGGCGGAUAUAAAUGUAGAGCAGGUUCUCAAGAAGCUCUCUAUGAGCGACAAGGUUGAUCUUCUGGCAGGUAUCGACUUUUGGCAUACAAAAGGCCUCCCAGAACACGGUAUUCCUUCGUUGCGUUUAACUGACGGGCCCAAUGGUGUCCGUGGUACCAAGUUCUUUAAUGGUAUUAAAGCUGCUUGCUUUCCUUGUGGAACCGGAUUAGGUGCUACUUUCAAUCUUGAACUUCUAGAAGAAGCAGGAAGGAAAAUGGGAGAUGAGGCCAAGGUAAAGGGAGCACACGCAAUCUUAGGGCCUACUAUAAACAUGCAGCGAGGUCCUCUAGGUGGCCGAGGAUUUGAGUCGCUUGGCGAAGACCCUUUCCUAGCUGGGUUGGGUGCAGCUGCGCUCGUCAGGGGUAUCCAGUCAACCGGGAUCCAAGCUACUAUUAAGCAUUUCGUCUGUAACGACCACGAACACAAACGAAAUGCUGUUCAAGCAAUCAUCACAGAACGAGCACUGCGUGAGAUUUAUGCGCUGCCGUUCCAACUAGUCGUUCGCGAUUCCAAUCCGGCGUCGUUUAUGACAGGUUAUAAUGGAGUUAACGGGACGUACUGUAGCGAGAACCCCAAGCUUUUGGACCAGAUGCUACGUGGGGAAUGGGGUUGGGAUGGAAUGAUCAUGAGUGACUGGUACGGCACAUACAGCACUACAGAGGCGGCCAUAGCUGGUCUUGAUCUUGAGAUGCCUGGUCCGCCACGGUUUAGGGGCGAGCCGUUGAAGUUUAAUGUCUCAACCGACAAAGUUCGCACCCAUAUCCUAGAUCAAAGAGUGAAGGCUAUGUUGGAAUUUAUCAAAAAGUGCGCGGCUAGUGGCGUGAAAGAGAACGCCCCUGAAGGUACAGCUGAUACCCCUGAAACAGCUGAGCUUCUUCGACGGAUAGGCAAUGAGGGUAUUGUUUUAUUGAAGAACGAGAAAGAUAUCCUUCCCCUUAAAAAGGAUAAGAAGACCGUAAUUAUUGGACCAAACGCCAAGGUUGCAACAUAUCACGGAGGAGGAUCCGCGUCUUUGGCUGCAUACUAUGCCGUGACUCCAUUCGACGGUAUGAGUAACAAGUUGUCUUCGCCUCCGGAUUAUACAAUAGGCCAAUACUCACACAAGUUGUUACCACUGCUCGGUUAUUCAACUAAGUCAGGCCAGGGUGCACAGGGAAUGACCAUGAAGGUUUACACAGAGGGACACGAUAUUCUGGAUAGACAACCAGUUGACCAACUAGAGCUUCUUAAGACGGAGAUGCUACUAAUUGACUACUCGAAUCCGAACGUGAAAGGUCCUCUCUGGUACGCAACUCUUGAGGGAUCGUUAGUUGCUGAGGAAGACGCGACCUGGGAAUUCGGCGUUGUUGUGUCCGGAUCGGCAAAUCUUUAUAUUAAUGACGAGCUAAUCGUCGACAACACCACAAAACAGACAUUAGGCGAGGCUUUCUUCGGUAGUGCUACGGUCGAAGUAAAGGGGACCUACAAGUUGGAAAAGGGAAAGACAUACAACUUCAAGGUUACGUUUGGAUCAAGCCCAACGUCCAAAUUGGGAGGCGGUGCGGUUCUUCUCAACGGCGGCGCACUCAGGGUUGGUGGCUGCAAGAUUGUCGAUCCCAAAGCUGAGAUAGCGCACGCUGUCGAAUUGGCUCGGGGUGCUGAUCAAGUCAUUGUAUGCGCCGGUCUUAACGCGGAAUGGGAAACCGAAGGCAAUGACCGCACCGACAUGAGCCUCCCUCCUGGAUUAGAUGAUUUGAUCGCUGCUGUCGCGAAAGCUAAUUCUAACACCGCGGUUGUUAUGCAGUCCGGAACACCGGUAGAGAUGCCUUGGAUCAACGACGUAAAUGCUCUUAUCCACGCUUGGUACGGCGGUAACGAGACGGGAAAUACCAUUGCGGAUAUUCUCUUCGGUGAUGUGAAUCCUUCUGGAAAGCUUAGUCUUAGUUUCCCAGUCCGCGUCCAGCAUAAUCCAGCAUAUCUGAAUUACCGAACCGAAGGCGGUCGAGUAAUCUACGGCGAAGACAUCUAUAUCGGUUACCGAUACUACGAAUUUGCUGAUCGCGAGGUCUUAUUCCCUUUCGGACACGGCUUAAGCUAUACAAGCUUUGCCUUUUCAGACCUGUCGGUAACCGAGAAAGACGGGGAAUUAACUAUAUCAGUUGCCGUUAAAAAUACAGGCAGCGUAAAGGGUGCCGAGGUUGCUCAGGUCUACGUGGCGCCUAAACAGAAAGCUAAGGUAAACCGACCAGUUAAAGAACUCAAGGGUUUUGCCAAGGUAGAAUUGGCACCGGGCGAAACUAAGACAGUUUCUGUAAAGGUUGCGAAGAAAUACGCGGCCAGUUACUGGGACGAAGAACGAGAUCAAUGGUGCGUCGAGGAAGGCGAAUACGAUGUCAUUGUCAGUGACAGCAGUGAUAUUAAAGAAAGUAAAGCCGUGAAGGGUUCGUUCAAGGUGGCCGAUACAUUUUGGUGGACUGGGUUGUGA